CACACACACACACACACACAAACAGAAGCAUACACCACAGAUGGCUCUGGGAUGGCUGGGGAGAGAGGUGAGUAUGGCCUAGACAUGCACACACACUCUAACACACAGUGAACAGCAGCCUGCUGAGAGCCUGGCACACCGUCACCCGGCCACCGACACCACUGACCACUGGGCAACAAUAACACACGGAGCCCUGGGCAGGACCACCCACUGCCCACCACCACCCCCUCUCAGGCUGCUAACACUGGGCACAAUGUGUGCUACAGAUGGCCUCAAAAUGACACAAGACUAAAGGAGUACAAAUGAGAAAAUAUGUGUGAGGACAGCAGUCUUGAUAGGACUGUCAAGAAAAUGAAUGUGUAUCUGAAUGAGCACUUGGGAGCCAGAUCAGAGAGUGCAAGGAAAAUCAGAGGCACACCAGAUACUUUCUCCCUGUCUCCAGCUAUGUUUUGAUCUCUGUUUAUCUCUCUCUUUUUUAGUCAGUCUGUCUCACUCUCGCUAUUCUCUAUUUUCAAGCUUUCUGUUGGUUACUCCAUCUUUGUCACUUAGAUCACGCACACGCGCUAACACACACACACACACACACACACACACACACACACACACACACACACACACACACACACACACACACAAAGAGCUGUCACUGCAGUCGCAUGUUUAAAUCUGGUCUUUCCUGUCAGCCAUCUGGGGUUGGACCAGCUGCCCUGAGUGGGUCCUAACAUGCUGGAGACACUGAGCCCGUGGGACCAAGGAUAGACGCAGCAAAAGAGUUUUAGAAGGAAAACCAAAAGAGGCUUGGUCAAACAAUAUAUAAACAGUCUUGCAUUGAUGUUUACUUAGCUUUCUUUUUUUUGUUGUGGAAAUGAAAAUGUGUUAUUGGGACUCAGAAAGGAUAUACUCAGUUUAAUCAUAUUUGAUGGAGGAUUAGGCCAGUGCUUGGGAGUGCUUCCAAAUCUUGGGAAAAAAAUAAUAAAUGAAAUUGCAGUAUAUUGCGACUAAAACUGAAAUGUGAAACCCACCUGUCCUGGAGGAAGAACCUCAGCUCUCCAGUCCACAGACUGUUGCCAUGCAGGAGGGUGGAGCCAGAGGGGAAGAGGACUAUCCUGAUAACGAGCUGGAGAAUGACUGCAGUGGUGAUGAAGGGUCUGACUGUUCCUCUCUGAAUGAUGCCUGGUCCACAGCCUCCAUGCCCGUCCUGCCAAACAUAGCGGAUGAGGGGGAGCUGAUGAGCUCUGAAUCGGAGGAUGAGGGGGAGCUGAAGCCAGCGCUCGUCCCCAGCAUGUUCCCCUUCCUCCCCCCAACGCUGUACUUCAGCACUGCCAACCAGAGAGUGGAGCCCCUGCCACCGGAGCAGAGGAAGCUGCUCAAAUGGAAGAUGAGCACUGUGACUCCCGCCGUGGUCAAACACACCAUCGUCAGGUCACACUUCAAAGUCACCAAGAAAAGUCAUGAUUGGCUUGGCUGCUGGGGUCACCAUAUGAAGUCCCCUGGGUUCAAGGCCAUCAGGGAAUACCAGAAGUUGAACCACUUCCCCGGCUCGUUCCAGAUCGGUCGUAAGGACCGUCUGUGGAGGAACCUGUCUAAGAUGCAGGCUCAGUUUGGUAAGAGGGAGUUCAGCUUCUUCCCCCGCUCCUUCGUUCUUCCUCAGGACAUCAAGCUGCUGAGGAAGGCCUGGGAGGACAGUGGUAGCAGGCAGAAAUGGAUCAUCAAGCCGCCUGCGUCUGCUCGGGGGAUUGGAAUCCAGGUUAUUCACAAGUGGAGUCAGAUGCCAUGCAAGAGACCACUACUGGUGCAGAAGACGUGUAGUGUGAUCUUCAGAGCCCCCUCUCUGGCACUGCUCUCCUGCUUCUCAUCUGGUUGA
Messenger RNA from Coregonus clupeaformis (lake whitefish), 1864 nucleotides. Its product is annotated as tubulin polyglutamylase TTLL4-like. Gene Ontology annotation, cellular component: cilium. The record is from RefSeq and is a predicted model, not a curated record. Lineage: Eukaryota; Metazoa; Chordata; Actinopteri; Salmoniformes; Salmonidae. Gene Ontology annotation, molecular function: tubulin binding; tubulin-glutamic acid ligase activity. The transcript has 9 exons. The coding region runs from base 1070 to 1864 and encodes 264 amino acids. Gene Ontology annotation, biological process: protein polyglutamylation; microtubule cytoskeleton organization.